Cyprinodon variegatus (sheepshead minnow) is the source of this 1465-nucleotide messenger RNA. Its product is annotated as RING finger protein 165-like. The record is from RefSeq and is a predicted model, not a curated record. The annotation marks the transcript as partial. The transcript has 3 exons. Lineage: Eukaryota; Metazoa; Chordata; Actinopteri; Cyprinodontiformes; Cyprinodontidae.
AUCACAGUCUUGUUCUCUCUCAUCGAUUUGCCUUUAUUUCACAUAGGAGCGCACUUCAGCAGGCAUCAGCACAGCCAUGCUACCUCCUGCCGACACUUUCACCUGGGCGCACCCCAGGCUCCCAUCUCAGCAGAGUUCCCUCUCGGACACGCCGGCCAGACCCCGCAGGCGGGCCUGGCUGCCCACCUACCCACCGCACACCACCCGACACUCACUGCCCUACCUGCACCGCCUCAGUUUCAGGACGUGUCAGGGCCUUCAUUCCUACCUCAGGCCUUACACCAGCAAUACCUCAUCCAGCAGCAGCUCUUUGAAGCGCAGCACCGCAGGAUCCUUCCCCACUCAUCCAGAAGAACCCAGGAGCGUAUUCCUUUGAAUUCUCAUCGGUUGCGUUCAGGUUAUGAAUACUCCCCUCCCAUCCAUGUUCCUCAGCCAAUAACACAGCAGCAACGAUACCUGGCUGAAGGCACCGACUGGGAUCUCAGUGUAGAUGCUGCUCUCCCUCCUCAGUACCAACUCCAGCAGCUUCCGCAGCACUAUCAGCAUUACCUGACCUCCCCUCGAAUGCACCACUUCCCCAGGAACACAUCAUCUGCCCAAGUGGUACUGUUGGUUUCUCUGUUAUUCUCUUUUUUUAUCUGGUUGAUGAGUAUUAAGAAUGUAAAACAAGGAUUCAAAUCUAAAAACACAACAACAACUGACCAUGGCUGAUGAUAGGUAAUGCAAAAAAAAAAAAACUUACAGGAUUUGAUGCCCUCUUCCUUUAAAACGUGUUGUCAGAUCAUCAUAAAAUGCAAUGACUUUAGCUGUAGCUGCUUUUGUUGCACUAGUUGUCCAGAACAGCUUGUGUAAGCAGAGUAGAAGUAAAAUAUCCAUGACAAAAAUAUAAUAAGCAAAGGCAAAAAUAGGAGCACAAGACCAGCAAUACCAACCAUAUAACAAUACCAUGGAAAAGAUCCAGGAUGGAUGUAGGUUAUUUUGUUCCUUUGCAAUCUCAUACAAUUGUUAUUUAGUUUUUUAUUUUUCCAAUAACAACUUCUUCAGGUAUGAAACAGAAGCUUCUUCUAUAAGUCAUCUAUAUUUCUACCUGCCUGGGAGUCCUUGUUUAGGCACUUCACCUACCAAUGAUUUAACAUCUUUUUCUUAAAGGAAAACCACCAUCUUGUUCUUUUGUGUUUGGCUGUAAUAAUUAAAUGCUUUUGUCUCAUUUUUUUAACAUUUCAUUGAAAGAAGAACUGAGAUCAUUGUUUUCAUUUUUAGUUCUACUACUUGCUCUCUUUCCUUGAACGUUGGUGCUCUUAAACGUUGUCUAAAGUAGUCUUUUGUAAAUCUGGGAAUGAUUUUAGAUGAUUUUAGAGUCUGACUUAAAUUUUGAUCCUCAGAUUAAUUCUGCUCUAAGUAAAGGUUUUCUUUCACUUAAGACAUACAACUAAGCAUCACGUAGUGCUAACCGGACAUGACUUAA